Molecule: messenger RNA, 275 nt
Organism: Entrophospora candida
Lineage: Eukaryota; Fungi; Glomeromycota; Glomeromycetes; Entrophosporales; Entrophosporaceae
Source: the annotation of a GenBank genome assembly
GACUUGGUCAUGCACCAUGGUUAAUACAAAGUGAACUUUUUCCUUUGAAUAUUAGAGGCCGAGCAUCUGGUGUUGCUACAGCAACAAAUUGGUUCAUGAAUUCAUGUGUAGUUAUAGCAUUCUUGCCAUUAACAGAAACUGUAACAAUCUCGGGCACAUUUUGGCUUUAUGCAUUGUUAUUGAUAUUUGGGUGGUUCUUUGUGCAUUUUAUGGUUCCAGAAACAUCUGGCAAAUCAUUAGAAGAAAUAACAGAAUACUUUUAUGAUCAUAAAUAG